AUGAUCUCACUGGACAUACUCCCUCCUCCUCUUCCUCACUCUUCCUCACUCUCACACACACGGCCACCCGGAGACUCCCAUCUCUUCUGCUGCUUCGUGAACCAGUCUCCUCCUCACCACCACCAUCACAACAAAAGCAACCCCGAGCCCAGGCAUCCUUCUCCCGCCGAACAAAAGACCCGUCCACCGCUGAAGCUUGGUGAAAAGAAUCGGGAUCGCAAAGGUGCAGAGAUUAGAGUCUGGGGAAAAACACACAGGAGUUCAAAGGUCAUGACGUCCGUGAACAUGACCCCGUCCUCUGCCGUUUGGACGGGAGACGAGCAGCCCGCGAUCAUAGAGGAGGAACCCGGCGCCACUUUCAGCCAAUCCAGCCAAUCACCCUCGACCGUGCCAUGCCCCCAGGUUAUAGGUGACCAGCUCAUCGAUGGCUCUGUCCAGGCCAACCCCCCGCCUCCCCGCAGCAAAUCCAAAGAUGAGCUUGUUAUAGUUAUCAACGAGAAGCUGAAGAACGGUAAUGGGAUCCACCCUUCAGACGGCACCUCUCCGGUCAUCUGCUCUCCUCCAAAGCGGCAACACUCCAUCUCGUAUCCCCACCAGGGCAAAACCCGCAAGGGCAGCAGGGCGAGCUCCAUCGGCUACACAGCGUUUUCCCCGCGGCCGUCACUGUCCCGCCACUCAAGCAUCGCCACCAACCCCCCCCUGGACCGGACCAAGGUCAAAGACUAUCUGCUGCUCUCGGUGCUGGCCUGCUUCUGUCCGGUGUGGCCCAUUAACAUUGUGGGCUUCGUCUACUCUGUCAUGUCUAAAAACAGCCUGGAGCAAGGAAACCUGGACGGGGCAGUGCGUCUAGGGCGGGUGGCCAAGAUGCUGGCUCUGGUGUCUCUGGUCGGAGGGACGGUCAUUAUCAUUGCCUGCAUAGUCAACCUGGCGAUAAACGUGAAAACUUGA
Knipowitschia caucasica is the source of this 948-nucleotide messenger RNA. Lineage: Eukaryota; Metazoa; Chordata; Actinopteri; Gobiiformes; Gobiidae. The record is from the annotation of a GenBank genome assembly.